AUGUAUCAUGUCAUGAAGUCACCAAUGCUUAGAAGCAUAAAAUUGCCGAAGUCAACAUGCUUGCGAAGACUGGGCCAGUCCAUUGCUACGCCUCAACAAUGGCGUAGCAUAUUCGCAUCAAAGAGAGAAUUAAUGCGCAUCGGCGCUCAGAACCAGAAUCAAGAGUCACCCAACUUGCAUAGAGUAAUGUUCAAAAAAAGGCGGAAAGGAUUGUUUGAUGUAUUUAUUUUUAUGGGCACCGUAUAUGCAUGCAGCCUAGCAUACAACCACUUUGUGCUUCAGCCGUUAGAUCGUGCUCUGGAGGACACCGAACUACCUGAGCUGCCCGAGGAGGAAUUACCACCGUUAUUUUUACCUUUUCCCAUGACAGUGCAGGAAGUAAAACAAGCCCCAUAUCGUGGCAGUGAUCCAGAAUGGCAAGAAUUUAUCAACUUUAGCCAACAACCUGAUCUUGCACAGCAAGUUUGCCAUAACCUCGCAAACCUGAUUCUCAAGGCUGUAGACAAACAUCCCAUCCUUUCGCUACAUCUUGGGCAGGAAAUGAAGUUGAGAAGAUACUGGCUAGACGUUGAUUUCCCGUUAGACCCGCCACCAGAGUACACCCAAUCAGGCAUUGAAAUCGGGUCCGAUUACAUAGCAUGGACUACUCAUCCAGUCGAUUCCAUGACCGUCCGCAAGCUACAACGAGCUUUGUGGCCUUCAAUCAUGACACUGUCUAGCAUAAGUUUUUUCAAAGUUGUAGUUGCUGAUUUUGUUGAUCAAAUCAGUGGCAUAUUUGGGUUCAAACCCAAACCUCCUCCUUCCCUCGAACAAAUACUAGCUAGACAUCGACAAUUUAUCAAAGGAACAAAAGUUCCACCCACCGAGGGACCACCAGCAGGGGCUCAACUGUUUCCCCUCGAAGACGACGUAUCCGAAGCAAAGACUAUAGGUUUCACGUCUUUAAAUGCUGGAAGCAAAGAUAAUGAAUCUGAUGUCAAAAUAGAUGAAGCUCUUGUAGAACUCCGACAGCAGUUUUCUGGACCACUUGUAGCCUUCAAAAGAACGUUUUCGAGAUUUUGGAAACGACCAAUUUGUCAUCCACCAAGAGGGUGCAUAACAGUCUCUGGCCUGGUAGAAGUUGAUACAGCAAAGGCAUAUCUAGUACUUGAUGUAAUAGCAUAUUGGAAUCCCCAAUUAAGAUCAAUUGAUAUGGAGAGCUUAACUGUUGGCGUAAGAAGAAUCCAAUUAAAAAAACAAUCACCGAGAGGUGAUGACUAA
Blumeria graminis f. sp. triticale is the source of this 1260-nucleotide messenger RNA. Lineage: Eukaryota; Fungi; Ascomycota; Leotiomycetes; Helotiales; Erysiphaceae. The record is from the annotation of a GenBank genome assembly.